AUGGCCUCCACGCCCCGGCCAUCGCUACGCGAACCAACACCCAGCGGUUCUCUCCCACCACCCUCCCUCAAAUCAGCUGUCUCACGCACCUCGCCCGCGCCAGCCGCAUCAGCAGCAGCGCCGCCAACACUCGCGAAACGGCUUCUCUUCCCGCACUUGCCGCCGGCAGCGCCUUUACCUCCGCUACUCGAUGACCCCGCCCUCGACGCGGAACUAUACGACCUCCUCGCACUGGCUCUACGCGCGUUCGUGAACCCGUGGUGGACGCGCCUGACGCGUUACGACCGCUCGUUCUUGCCGCAUUUGACGGUCAUUCUUACGCAUGUCAUACGAGCUGUCGCGGCGAGGGCUAAACAGGCCGAUUGGGCUAUGCUGGUUUAUGUGACGCUCCCGUCGUUGGUGAAUCAGCAUUAUUUGGAUUAUCGGACGGCGCAUGCAAGGAGGGGGACGGCGUAUGCUGCGGGAGGAGCGGCGAGCGCGAGGGCGCUGUUUCAUGCUCAGCAGGCGCAUAUCGGUGUUCGUGAGGACGGGACUCUGGACGGAGUGUACGUGCGCGCGGUACUGGAUGGAGUCUUGCGGGCAGUACUGCCGCCAGAGGACUGGGAGGCAGAGACGGAGAGGGCGAUUGUGAAGGAGGUCGUGGGGAUGGUCGUGUGUCGGAGCGUCGCGCCGCGUAUUACGCAGGGAUGGUUCCUGUGGAAGCUCGCGCUGGACUUGAUGGGGCCAGCCGUACCGGUGGAGGCGAAGGAUGCCAGAGCAGGAAAGAAGGAAGAGGAGGAGAGGAAAUGGUUCAGCGUCCAAGUGCUGAUUGUAUUGGUGCUACGAGCCGUGAACUCUCUGUCACGAGUAGGACUGGCGAUCAUGCACGCGUACAAGUCGUUGAAGCAUACGGUGAAGCUCGUCAACGAGUCACCGUACGGACAACGAACGCGUCCGCCAUUGACGCGCAAGACGACCCCGGACGCUGAGAAGGCGGACGAGAAGCCAGAGAAGGCUGGUCCGGUCGCGUCAGUCUUGUCGCAGACGACACAAUCGAGCUCGAUACACUCCGUACCAUCGUCGUAUUCUGCCUCUAUACCCACCGUCGCACCCACCGGGACAUCAUCUACGAAAGCCGAGCCCCAACCCACCAACUCUGACGAGGAUCUCGCUUUCCCCUCUCUCGUUCUCCUGGGCACCAUGUUCUCAAUCGGUUCACGCUUUGCCGGUACUGCCGCACACACACUGCUAUUCAUGCUCUCCGCUUUCUUUGGGUCCUUUCUCGAUCGCUUUCUCCCUUACAUCCUGUACACCCGCGUACUCUCAUUACCGAACCUCGUCAACGUCGUAUCCAUCGCGAAGCGCGCACUCUUUCCGAAUGGAUACCCAGCUCAGGCGCCACCCGAUCCCACGCCUGAGGAGCAAGCCGUUAUGCGAGCAUUACUUGCGCAACGGAUCGUUGACAGGAUACCCCCUGCCGUUGCACCAUUACUGCUCGGACCGCCAGAGCAACGGCUUGCUACAGCAGACGCGUUGCUCGAGCCGCUUAGCGAUUCUGCAUGUAAUGCACACCUCUUCGUGCUUAUCCUGGAUGCCGUCCUUCUUACGUUGUUUCCGGAAAUGGGUGUGGGCGGGGGUGAGAGUAGUGCGGGUGGCGAGGGAACUAGUCUUCCGAGCUAA
Molecule: messenger RNA, 1659 nt
Organism: Peniophora sp. CBMAI 1063
Lineage: Eukaryota; Fungi; Basidiomycota; Agaricomycetes; Russulales; Peniophoraceae
Source: the annotation of a GenBank genome assembly